AUGGCCAGUCUUCACCCCCUUGACCCAAUUACCCCCGGAGAAAUCCAAUUAGCGGUCUCCGUUCUGGAGCCUGCCUUCCCCGGAGUCAAGCUACGUUACAAGCGUAUCGAUCUCCAGGAACCUGCCAAGCAUGAGGUAGUUCCGUACCUCGAGGCCGAGCGUCGGGGGGAAGUGCGUCCCCGCAAGCCGGCACGUCUGUUGAUGGCGCUUUUCCAUCGAUUGGACAAUGGUUCUUUCUUCAAGGCCCUCAUCAACGCCGACACCAAGUCCAUCGUGUCCGCCAAAGAGCUUCCCAAAGAUGUCCAGGGACCCGUGGACGUGGACGAGAUGCUGGAGAUUGAAGAGCUUUGUCUCGGUCAUCCAGCAGUGAAGGCCGAGGUUGAGAAAUUGAAACUACCAACCGGUCACACUGUCUGCAUGGACCCCUGGAUCUAUGGCACAGAUGAUGCUAAGGAGACCCGCCGGCUUUUCCAGUGCUACAUGUACAUUGUGGCCACGGAUCACCCCCAGAACAAUCAGUACUCGCUCCCAUGCCAAUUCUCUCCGGUGUUCGAUGGUAUCACCCGCCAGUUGGUCCGCAUGGAUUACUUGCCUGGUGGCGCUGACACUCAGAGCACCGAGACGCAACCUUGGAAACCGGUUCCCACUAUUCAAUAUGCACAUGACUUGUUGGACGAACCCCUUCGCACGGACUUGAAGCCUUAUAUUGUCCAGCAACCAGAGGGGGCGUCUUUCAACGUCAUUGGAAAUGCUGUCUCCUGGCAGAAGUGGCGUUUCAGAGUAGGCUUUAACAACCGAGAAGGCCUAGUGCUUCAUAAUGUGACAUAUGACGGCCGCAACACCUUCUACCGUCUAUCAUUCUCCGAGAUGACAGUCCCUUACGCUGACCCCCGCGCCCCAUACCACCGCAAGCAAGCCUUCGAUGUUGGUGAUGUCGGUUUCGGUAUUACAGCCAACCAGUUGACCCUUGGCUGCGACUGUCUUGGUCACAUCAAAUAUUUCGACGGUUACCGCACAGAUGCACAGGGAGCGCCCAUCCAGCUCAAGAACGUCAUUUGUAUGCACGAGCAGGAUAAUGGCCUCCAACACAAGCACACCAACUACCGCAGUGGCGAGGCAACGGUUGUCCGCAACCGCCAGCUCGUUGUCCAGAUGAUCUGUACAGUUGCCAACUACGAGUACAUCUUCGCUUUCAUUCUCGACCAAGCAGCCAACAUUGAGCUUGAGGUACGAGCAACCGGUAUUCUGUCCACCGUUCCCUUCGACAACCAGAACGGACAGACCGUCCCAUGGGGCACCAACGUUGGACCCGGUGUGAUGGCUCCAUACCACCAGCACAUGUUUUCUCUUCGUAUCGAUCCGGCCCUGGACGGGUUCAAAAACACAGUCUACUAUGAAGACAGCGUGCCCAUGCCCGAGGAUGAUAACAACCCCUGGCUCGUUGGAUAUACCACAGAGCAAAAUGUGAUGAAAUCCAGUGGCAGUGCUUUCACAAGCGUUGAUCGCAACCGCGUGUUCAAGAUCCGUAACGACUCCAUCAUCAACCCUAUUACCCACCACCCGAUCGCGUACAAGUUGCAGACCUCACCAAGCCAGAUGAUCUUGGCUUCACCCAAGUCUUUCUCCACAAAGCGUGCUCGCUUUGCGACUCGUCCUAUCUGGGUCACCAAGUACCAAGAUGGAGAGCUCUUCGCCGCCGGUGAAUUCACGAACCAGAGCAAGGAAUCUGAUGGUGUUGAGGUCUGGGCCGAUCGCAAUGAUGCAGUCGAGAAUGAGGACCUUGUUCUUUGGCAUACUUUCGGUCUCACCCACAACCCCCGUAUUGAGGAUUUCCCUGUUAUGCCCAUGGAGCGAGUCAGCGUGAUGCUCAAGCCGGAUGGUUUCUUCACCAAGAACCCCGCGCUGGAUGUCCCAGCGUCUACCCAGUCUUUCAACAAGUCGACCGAGCACCCCGAGCCGGCUUGCUGUGCCGCUCCUCAGGAGCGGGGACAGGUGAAGUUGUAG
Molecule: messenger RNA, 2004 nt
Organism: Penicillium olsonii
Lineage: Eukaryota; Fungi; Ascomycota; Eurotiomycetes; Eurotiales; Aspergillaceae
Source: the annotation of a GenBank genome assembly